AUGGCUAAUCAGGCAUCUCGAUCGUCUCGCGCGGCCUCAGCGCCAUUCGGCUCCUACCGAUCUCCAUAUGCGCCCAAAUAUACUGUGCCAUUCAAAGUUGCCGGAGUCAGCGUUACCCAGGGCAUGAGAUUUAUGCCGAUGGCUGCCACUUUCGGCGCUGCUACUGGCAUCUUCGCCGUUUUCUUCCUUGGAGAUACCCCACGUAUCCGAGAGGAUAUCCUUAUGAACAUCCCUCUUAUCGGAAGCUACUGGGAGAGAUCUAUUGCGCCCGAGGACAACUCCUACAUAUGGUCGGAAGGGCGAGCAGUUGUUGUGGCAGUUGAAGAUAGAGCGAGCGUGAUUUUGUAUAUUUACAGUCUCUUAGUUUAA
Messenger RNA from Microsporum canis CBS 113480, 369 nucleotides. RefSeq lists its product as hypothetical. The transcript is spliced from 4 exons. Lineage: Eukaryota; Fungi; Ascomycota; Eurotiomycetes; Onygenales; Arthrodermataceae. Bases 1 to 369 code for a protein of 122 amino acids. Gene Ontology annotation, biological process: mitochondrial electron transport, ubiquinol to cytochrome c. The record is from RefSeq and is a predicted model, not a curated record.